UAAUCUAUAAUUCACAAAUUCAUAGCUUACAAAACCGAACAAGAUUUACAGCAACAAUGAAGCCAAUCGACGAGAAACAAGAGAAAGUAACAAUAAGAGCCGUAAGCCACGACGAAGAAGGAAAAAAGAGAGUAGAAAAAACAGAACUCAAUACACACAACCUUGACACAAUCAAAUACGUCGAGAAGAAACUCAUAAACAACGGUGUUCAGCGUCUCGACCGCCACCCCGUCGAUGGCAUCGGAAUCGGUCGUCCGCCACCAAAGUCCGGUCACGGUGGUAAGUACACCUGGGAAGGCCCCGCUGAUAUCAUCGAUAAUGAACUUGAUGCAGCACCAGCUGCUAUAGAUAAUAAGGAUCCUAAUUAUGUAGACGACGAAGACAUUGAUGUUGAUCCUCGUUUGGUAGUUAAUUAACUGAGUCUGAAAUGUCAUUGUAACUUUAGUUUGUUUAUUCUGUUUCGUGUUUCGUGUGUCCACGCGUGCGUGUGUUCAGUAAUAAUUGUAAUCAUAAUCAAACAAAUGCUAAAUUUCCUAUAGCAUGAAACUUUAUGCAUUCAAAGAAA
Vicia villosa (hairy vetch) is the source of this 565-nucleotide messenger RNA. RefSeq lists its product as uncharacterized. The coding region runs from base 57 to 416 and encodes 119 amino acids. Lineage: Eukaryota; Viridiplantae; Streptophyta; Magnoliopsida; Fabales; Fabaceae. The record is from RefSeq and is a predicted model, not a curated record. The transcript has a single exon.